Messenger RNA from Megalopta genalis, 3523 nucleotides. Its product is annotated as pickpocket protein 28. The record is from RefSeq and is a predicted model, not a curated record. Gene Ontology annotation, molecular function: ligand-gated sodium channel activity. NCBI's taxonomy places the organism in Eukaryota, Metazoa, Arthropoda, Insecta, Hymenoptera, Halictidae. Gene Ontology annotation, biological process: sodium ion transmembrane transport. Gene Ontology annotation, cellular component: plasma membrane.
AUUUGUUUGAAGUUAUUUCAAAUUUUAGAAAACCACGUGUAGAUUCUUCGAUCUUAGACCCGUUGUCGAAUUCGGAGUAAUUUGAACCGUUCAGUUGAAAAUAUUGGAAAGCAGUUAUCGAUUGCCAUUGAUCACAGACAAUACGUUCUGCAUUAUUAGUUUUCAUUUGAACUGUAUUGCAACGGGACAGAAGGCGAGGGUACUCGUGAAGUUGAGGAUAAGGAAGAUCACGAGGUGAGCAAUGCCAAUCAAAUUAUACCACCGGGAUUACGAAAACAAGGAUCAGGAGAACGAGAUAUCACCGGUCGUUAGUUCUCAGAAGAUGACAGACAAGACGACUUUGAACUACCUGAGGACCCACGAUCCAAAUGCACCGUAUUCAAUCAACACGGUGCACCUGCAAAAUCCUUACAAACCUCCGCAAAGGCUGGAAGGAUUUUCAACGCGAGGCAAUUCGAAAAUACGGCCGGUGUCCGUCAAGAUUAAGUAUCGAUCGAGGGACACGACACUGAGAUCGAAACACAGGAAGAGCGGAUCGUUGAUACGAGACUUUGCUGCAGGGCAACAUAGUGGCCGCGACAAUGAUAAAACUCCUAGGAAAAACGAAAGUAUGAAGCAGUGCUUGAAGAAUGUAGAGAUCAAGGCUGCCUUGGAACAAUACUGCGCGAACACUAGCCUUCAUGGAUUACGUUAUGUCGGCGACUCGAACCUGACUAUCGGCGAAAGGAUAUUCUGGAUGAUAGCUUUCACUCUUGCGGUUCUGGCCGCCUCGUACUACAUAUGGAUUCUCUAUCGGAAAUGGGUCUCCACGCCGAUCAUCAUUUCCUUGAGCCCGGAAUCAGUAGCUUUGGACGAGUUUCCGUUUCCCUCGGUCACAGUUUGCAACAUGAACAACGCGAAAAAAAGCGAGGCAGCGCGCAUAAACGCAGGACAGGACCGUCGUAAGAAGCUCUUGCUGGACGAUAGAUGUAGCAACACGGAAGCGAACUUUUCAGCUUACGAUCUUGAUGAAAGCGCAAUUACAUGGAAUAACAUGCUGCAUUUCACGAUCAAUGUAUCACAGUCCUGUGCAGAAAUGUUGCAUGUGUGCCAAUGGCGUGGGAACAUAACCGACUGUGAGAAGCUAUUCAACCCUACCCUGACCGACGAGGGAAUGUGCUGUAAUUUUAACUCUGUCGACAAGAAGUUCCUAUUUUACAAUGCACAGGAUUGGCCCGACCUGAACAACACGUUCCCGUUCAAUAGUAUCGACUGGAACCCCGAAACUGGCUACGAAGGUAAUCUCCACACGGAAUCUUUGCCAUGGAGACCUUACGGGGCUGGACAAUUUUAUGGUUUGACUUUGGUCCUGGACGCGGAUAUUGCCGAAUAUUAUUGUUCCUCCACCGCAAGCGUGGGUUUCAAGAUGCUGCUGCACAAUCCGGUAGAGACUCCGAAGAUAGCCGAAUACGCGUUUGCUAUAACUCCAGGCGAGGAGACUAGAAUAAUCGUGACGCCCCGGAUAUCGACCGCCAGCAAGUCGAUAAUCUCCAUUCCCCUGAGGAAGAGGAAAUGCUUCUUCACCUCAGAGCGAAAGCUGCGUUACUAUAGGACUUACACGCAGAGGAACUGCGUUCUGGAGUGCGAGGCGAACUACACUCAAAAGAACUGCGACUGCGUUCAGUACUACAUGCCCAAAUCCUCUAACACCCCGAUCUGUGAGAAAAAAGAUGAUCCAUGCGCGCAUGAGACCCGUCUUGCAAUGGAGAUAAAGCUGUACGAUGACGACGGUAGCUUAGGCCCCCUAAACAUCACGGGAACACCGAGUUGCAACUGCUACCCGGGCUGUUUCGAAAUUAAUUACAACGUGGAGAUAUCGCAGAGCAAGUUGAUGCCCAACAUCGACAUGGCAGAUUUUUUUGUGAAGAAGGAUAAGGAAUAUUUUUCCAAAAACAUGGCAGUGGUUCAUUUAUUCUUGGUUGAAUCGCAGUUCACUAAGUUUGUGAAAAACGAGCUAUUUGGAUUCACUGAGUUUUUAUCAAGUACCGGUGGUCUCUUAGGACUCUUCAUGGGCUUCAGUUUUAUGUCACUAGUGGAAAUUGGCUACUUUGUUAUACUGCGAUUCUGGUGCCGCAUAUUUAAAAAUAGUCGAACCUCCCGUACUGUGCUUCACGUGCAUCCGUUGAAUACUAAUAAGAACGUCAUUUAUCCGUUCGUGCAGUGAUGAAUUUUUGAAUUCUGAUUCGAUAUUUAUUAGUAAUAUUUCAGGGUGCGUAAAUUUUUCUUAGAGAACGCUGCAGAAGAGGUACAAAGUUUGAAUAGAAUCAAAAAUUUCUUUAGCUAAUAGAUUGUAACACCACGAAGUGAAAGUCAAUAAAGCACGCGAAUAUUGUGAUUGACCAACUUUUGAUGCGCACUGUACAAAGAUGUGUUAGGUAUGCUGUAACAGUGUGCGAUCACGUUACACUCUUUUGGUUUCGAAAGAAGGAUACUGAAUACGACCAUUAUCGUUUCAAAAUACUAGAAACGUGUAAUAAAAAAAUACUGCUCCAUAAGAGAUUGGAGUGUUAGAUCGCUUUCUCAGUUUGUACGACGUUUAAAUGUACGUAAAUCGAUGCGACAUUUUACUCAUUUCAAUUUGACAUUGUCUUUAUCGACAUUCUCUUACUCGCUUUAUCAGCAAGCAUAAUUUAUUGCAUUUCGAAACCAAUUCCAGUGUCUUUUCCAUAAACAAAGUAAAAAACAGUUGACGAAUUUGUGGCAACAAUCACACGCAAUACUUAUGACAACGUUAUAUUAUAUAAUUAAUCGUAAACAUUUUUUGAGAAUAGUGUAAUCAACAUUUCAGGACAAUUGCGGCACAAAGUAGUUCUAGAAACCGAACUAGAUAACACGAUGCGUUGCCGCUGCCACAAACAAUUACCUACUGUCAUCGAUAAACAGUAUUAGAAUUUACAUAACAAACUAACAAGGAAUUAAAUGAUCGAUGACAGUUACCUGCUUAAAUUUAACUGUUACUUCGUCAAAUGUUAAAAUUUCGAUCUGCCAAAACACAAGUAAUGCUAGCUCAAGAGUAGUGUCAUUGAAGAUUGACUUACCGUUGUUGUGGAAUUUCCGGUGCAGCGUCAACCAUAAUCGGGUAACAUCCUCGGAAACAUUUAGGUGUAAUAGCAGAUCCUGGCGGUAAUUUGACGAUCGUUAAGAUGGAAAAACACUCGCCUAAUCAGGAACUAAACACAGUUCACAGUUCUUCUAGACGCCAUGUUUAUUCCUGCACGGCACGGGUGUGACUAUGUUCACUUACCGCUGAAUAAUGACUAUGUUCACGGCGUGCGUGGGUUUUCUCUUACGCGCAUGUGUGCCGUUGCCCGCGAAAAUUCAAACGUCCUACCAUCAAAAACACAUUUCACCAAUAUACAAAAACAUUUACAAAGCUCAAAUUCGUUAACGAUUCUACGCUUAGGUUGAUCAUGAACUUUUCUCAUUCGUGUAUCAAACGCAAAAAUAAUAAAAGUUAAAUAAAACUCACGUGAGUCUUCAAAAA